AUGUAUAAGUCUUCAACAUCUUUGACCUUAAAAAGCGAUCCAAAAAUUACUGAAAGAUCAAUAUAUACUAUGAAAACUAUUAGAACAGAAAGGGAAAGUUCUAUUUAGAAAAGAAUAGUAGAAAAUGCUGAAAAAUAAUCACGAACUCGUGAAAAUCAACACAAUUACUUUUAUUGUAAUGAAAACAACUUAGACUACAAUAAUAAAAUACAAUAAAUUACAAAGAAUACUAAUCAUUAGGGAAUUAAUGAUACUGAGAAGAAUUAGAAAAAAAAAGAAACGAAACUUAUUACUUAGAUGAUGUAUACUAAUUAGUUAUAAUAAAAAUAAAAGGAAUUCAUUAAAUUAAUAACAAUUUGCAUUUGUUUACUAAUGAUAUCUGUAAUCAUCUUUCAUAAAAAAGAACCACAGCAGAUUAAAAGCUUAUUUUGA
Molecule: messenger RNA, 432 nt
Organism: Paramecium pentaurelia
Lineage: Eukaryota; Ciliophora; Oligohymenophorea; Peniculida; Parameciidae
Source: the annotation of a GenBank genome assembly